CUUAUCUAUCCGCACGGUUUUGCAGAUUACGAAGACAUGCCAGGGCUAAAUCAAAAAUUGGUGCACACAACCUUGUUGGAGGAGUUGGUAUUUUGGACAGUCAAGUUUGAAUUCCCACAGAAAAUUGUGACUUUACUUCUUAGUCUUCUACCAGACUUGAGUUACAAGGAAGCUUUUACCCGUGCAUUUAUCCAGCACUACAGUAGAAUAUCUCGUGUUCUGGUCAACGCUCUAGACCGUCAGACUGUCGCCAACCGUGUUGUACAUAUCAGUGUACAAUUAUUUAGUAACGAGAGUUUAGCUUGUCAGAUGGUGAAGGAGUACAACCUGUUGUAUAUUCUCAUUCUUAGCCUUAAUCAUAUGAUAGAGGGAAUACUCACAGAAAGUACUUUACAAGAUGCCCAACAGAACUUCCACAUGGUUGUAGAUUGUAGUCAUGAGGCUAUGAAGGAACAUUGUUACUGGCCAAUCAUCAGUGACCUGAUCAAUUUACUGUCACAUAAAGAGAUAGCGCAUCAAUUUCUCUCCGACAGUAAACUUGUCUCCAUGUGGCUGGAACUCUUGUCAUACUUCCAAGGUAUGAACUUGAAUCAACGAGAGCUUCACCAGCAUGUGGAGUUCGAACCGGAUACCUACUAUGCAGCAUUUUCGGCUGAAUUAGAAAUUGCAGCUUCGCCAAUGUGGAGUCUGAUAUCACAUUUAAGAAACCAGGACACAAUAACCCUGACAAAGACAAUGAUACAGGUGUGUCAGGAUACUCUACAAGACUGGUUUGAUGCUAUCUGCUGUAAGGAAUCAACAAAUCCUAAUCCCCUUCAGUUGACCUUCCACCUGCCGUUGCAUCGUUACUUAGCAACGUUUAUGGUACAAGCAGUUCAGUAUCAGAAACAGGAUCUGUUGUCGAUCAUACCCCCAGAGAGAAUGCUCAAAAGUUUACUCACACAUCUACUGCAGAUACAAGUUGCUACAACAGAAGUAUUCUGUAAUAUGUGGGUACGGAAUGGUAUGCAGAUUAAAGGACAAGCCAUGACAUACGUACAGUGUCAUUUCUGUUACUCUAUGGUAGACGCUGAUAUCUAUCUCAUGCAGGUGUGUGCAAGUAAAUUGGAUCCUGACUACUUUGUUCAGACUGUUCUUGAUAGGUUUCACAUCAGUGACUGGAUGUCGUUUGACCCAAACCCUAGUGCACGCAGUUACAAGAUGGAGAAAGAACAGGAGCUUUCUAUGGUAGAAGGAGCACUGCAGUUCUUCACCAUGUUGCUUCAUGUUCGAACUUACCUUGGGAUGACAGAUAAAGAACUUACACGCCUGGAGAUGUGUACAUUAUUGUUUGUCAAUGACCGACAACACAGUCAGUUGAUGGACUUGAUGCCGGAGAAGUCCGGUAUGACGGGGCAUGGUAAAGAUCUGUUUGAACCCACCCUGAAAGAUGUGGCAAACCACAAAGCACCAAACUUUGAACCUGGAGCUGGCCUUCAGCAGGGGUCAUACCAGCCAAAAGAUGAGAUUUGGGAGCAAGAGUUUGAUCCAGUACAUGUGUUAUUGAGGGCUGUGUAUAAGAAUGAUUUCCAGUCAGCCAUGGACAGAUACACCGAAUUUUUAAGGAAGAAGAGGAAUUUUAAGGGGAAAAGUCAGCCAUGGCCGCCAUUUAAACCACCAGGGGAGGUGCUAGAGUGUUAUCGGUCCAUGUAUAGAAUACUACACUGUAAAACACUUCAUUCUUUACUGUUUACAGUCUUACAAAAGACAUUGAAGGAUGCCACCAUACCAGAGAGUAUUAGUUACUAUGCCAUACAUUUGUUAGAACUAGCUGUUACUGUCCCAAAUCCAGGCAAUCAUAGGAGGAUGAAGCCUUCACCAGCGUCCGUCCCAGAUAGAAACUACAAGGAAUGGUUCUCAGGUAGCGACAUCUUCCACAAUAUAAGGGAGACAAUCAGAGAUGUGGAGAUACCUCUACUACACAUGAAUCUAGAGCAAGAAGGACCGAUGUCCAUGACAAUCGAUACGUCAUUUGAGGAGAUGUUUCAGUUAGCGCCUAGUGUACUUGCUGGUCCGAGUGGUCCUAUCACAGCAGCUCACUCAGGUCAGAUACCUACAAUACUCUCCACCAUGCACUCCAGCACUGCCGGCACCCAGACAAACCUGCUCACGGUACAUCCGUCCACCAGUUCUGCCUUACCCAAGUUUGACUCUCGAGGCAUCAGCACGGAAGCACCGAAAACACAACAUAUACCAGUGAAUGAAAGCUUAUUAACAAUACUAUUCAAACUUCAUGCCAAGAUGGCAGGAAAAGGUAACCUAUACGUCCCAGCUAGUGUGUCAGCUAAAACAUCUCAAGAUACCAGUGUAGGUGAUGGGGCACAUUUUAUAAAUCGUUUGUUGGAUAAGCUAUGUACAAAGAAUAGAGAUUGUGCCAGGGCAGUAGAAGAUCUUUACAACUCCCAGCGACCUAAAGAAGGAGCAAUUCCUAAGAAAGGAAAGGCAACGGAUCCUGAAUCUAGGAGAAGAAAGGCAAGAGAACGCCAGCAAAAACUGAUGGAGGACUUUGCUAAUAAACAGAAAGCAUUUAUGAAGCAAGCUAUGGAUACUGGAGAUGGUGUAGAUGCGGGACCAUCGAGAAGUUCCGAGUCGUUUGAUGAUAUGUCGGAGGAGAUGGAGCAGGAAGAAAGUUACGAUUGUGUUAUAUGUAAUCAGAGUACCCCGUCCACUGGAGACCGACCCAUUGGUCUUGUGGUCUUCCUACAGUCGUCCAGUGUUUUAGGUCAUAGACCACAGACAGACACGCGGAAAGUUUUGACGCUGGGUGAUAAAACGAGGCAGAGAAUUACAACUUGCUCCAGAGUUCAAACAAAACGCCUUGAAACACUUUUCAAGCAUUUCGAAGAAACUUCCUGCCAAACAUCAGUCAAUAUUGGCUGGGAGGGUGGGGUGUUAGUACAGACAUGUGGACAUUACCUGCAUUUAGAUUGCCAUACUUCUUAUAUUAACUCCCUGCUGGAACAGGGAGGUCAAUAUAACCUGCUGGUCAGUAAGGGAGAGUACUCAUGUCCUCUAUGUCUACAAUUGUCUAAUUCUGUGAUACCUAUUCUACCAGAGGAAAACAAGUACACGGUCACGAAGCCGGUUUCAAGUGACCCCAAACAGAUGGUGCGAGACCUGGCCGAUAUGAUGGUGAAACGACCCAUCACACCAAGAUCAUCUUCAGUGACCAAGGCAAUGGGUACGAUGAUGGAGAAUCUAACCAAAGCAACAUACGGCGCAUUUAAAACAUACACAAGCUCUCAAACGUCCGAGAGCGUCCUACUUUUUGUCUGUUCCGUGGCAAGAACUAAUUUAGAGGUAGAAUUAUUACAGAGGAAAGGAGAUCUUAGUGUACCCCUGUCUACAUCUAGGAAACACUGUUUCUUACCACUGUUACAUGUAUUGAGUAUGCAUAGUAAGAUACUGACCACAAAGCCAUACACAGAUCUCUGGUCACAUAUUACUGGUAUAUCAUGCUCCGAGGAAACUACAAG
Molecule: messenger RNA, 3515 nt
Organism: Ruditapes philippinarum (Manila clam)
Lineage: Eukaryota; Metazoa; Mollusca; Bivalvia; Venerida; Veneridae
Product: E3 ubiquitin-protein ligase UBR3-like
Biological process (GO): ubiquitin-dependent protein catabolic process via the N-end rule pathway; protein ubiquitination
Cellular component (GO): cytoplasm; ubiquitin ligase complex
Molecular function (GO): ubiquitin protein ligase activity
Source: RefSeq, a predicted model, not a curated record